Molecule: messenger RNA, 1346 nt
Organism: Gymnogyps californianus (California condor)
Lineage: Eukaryota; Metazoa; Chordata; Aves; Accipitriformes; Cathartidae
Product: heterochromatin-associated protein MENT-like
Exons: 7
Coding region: 1-1224 (407 amino acids)
Biological process (GO): negative regulation of endopeptidase activity
Molecular function (GO): serine-type endopeptidase inhibitor activity
Source: RefSeq, a predicted model, not a curated record
AUGGAACUGGUCUCCACAGCAGUUGGCGAGUUUACAGUUGACGUUUUCAACAAGCUGAAUGAGACCAACAUGGGCAAAAACAUUUUCUUCUCCCCCUGGAGCAUAUCAUCUGCUCUGGCUCUGCUAUACCUGGGUGCAAAAGGCAAUACAGCAACAGAGAUGGCAGAGGUUCUUCAUUUCACUCAAGCAGCAGGAUCUGAAGGCUCUUCUGUGGCCAGACCUUCUCGGGGGAGACCAAAGAGAAGAAAAAUGGAUCCUGAGCACAAGCAAGCUGAAGAUAUCCAUUCUGGCUUCAAAGAGCUCCUGACUGCCAUCAACAAACCCAGAAGCACCUACUCUCUGAGAAGUGCCAACCGCAUUUAUGUGGAAAAAACCUUCCCAUUACUGCCUAGAUACAUACAGCUCAGUAAGAACUACUACAAAGCAGAGCCACACAAGGUUAACUUUAGCACAGCACCGGAACAAUCCAGAAAGGAAAUCAACGCUUGGGUUGAAAAACAAACUGAAGGCAAAAUCAAGAAUCUUCUGCAACCAUCAGAUGUGGUACGCGCCACCAAGCUGAUCCUGGUAAAUGCCGUUUACUUCAAGGCAGAAUGGAAUGAGAAAUUUUUGGCAGAAAGCACGCAUCUGCAACCCUUCCGACUGAGCAAGAACAAGACCAAGCCUGUGAAGAUGAUGGCCAUGAGACAUACAUUUCCAGUUCGCAUCAUGGAAACAAUGAAUUUAAAAAUUAUUGAGUUGCCAUAUAUGAAAGAUCUCAGUAUGUUCAUCCUCCUUCCCGAUGACAUCAAAGACAGCACUACGGGUCUCGAACAGCUGGAAAGAGAACUGACGUAUGAGAAGCUGUCUGAAUGGACUGAUUCCAAGAAGAUGACUGAAACUUUUGUGGAUCUGUCCCUACCUAAGUUCACAAUGAAGCAGAGAUAUGACAUCACUGAUAAUCUGUACAGCAUGGGAAUGCAGAGUGUCUUCAAAGACGCUGAUUUCAGUGGAAUGGUUGAGAAGGAUGAUCUGCUGAUCUCCGGAGUUCUGCACAAGUCUUUUGUUUCAGUUGAUGAGAAAGGCACUGAGGCAGCUGCUGCUACUACAAAUAUAUUAUUUAUAAGUCCACCUAUUGUCCAUGUUCUGAAAUUUAAUGUUGACCACCCUUUCCUCUUCCUCAUCAGACACAACAAUUCCAAGACCAUCCUCUUUUUUGGCAGAUUCUGCUCUCCCCUAGAAUGAGUUAUUGGUUGCUCCCAGACAGCACCCAAGAUUCACUGUUCAAUGGAAAAAUGUGAACUGCAGUGUUAAAAGCUCAACCUUCAGCCAUGUAGCCAUAUGUACCAAAAGUGUAUGUCCUUUCU